CUGUGUGUGCCGAGGUGGUCCAGCACUUUUCUUGUGAGGUUCUUUCAGGCUCGAUCACUAACAGUUGGAUCUCGGCCAAGGAGGAGAAGCAGAUGACCCCUCCCUGAGGGCUGUCGAGUCCCGACAGAGCAGGCCUCGUGCUUCAUCUCUCACGUGCAGUGCCCAGGUCUACCGUGACGAAGGCACCAUGCUCAGGCUUCUGAGACAGGCCAUGAACUUCUUCCGCAGGAGGAUGGACCCCACCCAGGAGCAGCAGCCACAGCAGAUGGAGCUCCUGAAAGGUGACACCAAUAUGAAAGCUGUACAGGGAGUGGUGACAAGACUCUAUAGUGAUUAUGGCUUGAUUAAUGAGUCGAUCUACUUCAGUAGUGAUGUUGUCACUGACAAUUUGCCUCUAAAAGUUGGACAAAAAGUUACUGCAAUUGUGGAAGAAAGGGAAGCAUUCUAUGAAUUGAACACAAUCAAAGUGGAUGUUCUCCCUGAUAAUAACACUGACUCUGGGCCUUCAGACUUUGAAACAGAAGUUUUAACUGCUUGUGUUGCUUAUAUAAAUGCAGACACUGUCUACAUCGAUGAGAAAACUUUCUUCCCCCUAGAUGUUGUUUCUGAAGGUUUUAUGCCCUACAAGGGUGACUGGGUAAAAGUUGAUUACUCCAUUCCACCAGGCACAUCUUUCAUCAGUGUACACUUGGUGACACCCUUGACCUGUCGGCGUAUGGAGGAGGUCUGCAUCACCACCAUGCAUGGAAGACAUGGGGUGAUAGAUGGUGUUAUCUUUUUCACCUUGGAUUCUCUGGAACUUCCUAAUGGAUACAUUCCUCAAAAACAUGACAUCGUCAAUGUGGUCAUAGUGGAGAGUAUUCAGUUGUGCUAUAUUUGGAGAGCAAUUUCUAUGACCCCGGUACAAAUUUCAUUAUAAAAAAAUAUAUAUUCUCUGUUUAUGUUUUCUCCUGUGAGCAGUAAACAACCUAGUUGAACUGAAAACCUUAGUUUAGUCAGCAUAAGCAAUAUAUUAGAUACAACUCUUAGAUAAAUCCAAUUAAGAUACUGGUUAGUGUACUUG
Messenger RNA from Tupaia belangeri chinensis (Chinese tree shrew), 1063 nucleotides. RefSeq names its product cancer/testis antigen 55. Bases 188 to 919 code for a protein of 243 amino acids. NCBI's taxonomy places the organism in Eukaryota, Metazoa, Chordata, Mammalia, Scandentia, Tupaiidae. The record is from RefSeq and is a predicted model, not a curated record. The transcript has 5 exons.